This is a messenger RNA of Penicillium coprophilum, 216 nucleotides long. RefSeq lists its product as uncharacterized. NCBI's taxonomy places the organism in Eukaryota, Fungi, Ascomycota, Eurotiomycetes, Eurotiales, Aspergillaceae. Bases 1 to 216 code for a protein of 71 amino acids. The transcript has a single exon. The record is from RefSeq and is a predicted model, not a curated record.
AUGACCGAUCAAACCAAUAUUGUGAUACCCUAUCUCGUAAAGCUGAAGCCAAAACUCAAUUCAAAGUCGGCCAGCGACCGUCUUUCCAAGAUCAAUUAUCGACAGCCAGUUGUCAACAUCUCUACUGGAGCAUCAGAAUCAAGUAUUUCAUCGGUCUCAUUGGACCGAAAUAUGAAGGGCAAGCUCGACAGAAAGUUCAGCAGCGCGGUGAACUAG